Molecule: messenger RNA, 3699 nt
Organism: Thamnophis elegans (Western terrestrial garter snake)
Lineage: Eukaryota; Metazoa; Chordata; Lepidosauria; Squamata; Natricidae
Gene: UHRF1
Product: ubiquitin like with PHD and ring finger domains 1
Exons: 17
Coding region: 1287-3644 (785 amino acids)
Biological process (GO): negative regulation of gene expression via chromosomal CpG island methylation
Molecular function (GO): ubiquitin protein ligase activity; protein binding
Source: RefSeq, a predicted model, not a curated record
CAUUAGAGCUGGGCAGGGUGUGUGCUCUUUCGGCACGCAACCACAAAAAGGUUAGGCAUCGCUGAACUAGAGUUUCAGCAUUUUAACACUAACCCAAUUUAGCAUACAGGAAGUCGUCACAAUCUUUUUUUUUUAGUGACCAGCUGAAGUUGUGUUGACACUGGAGAGAGAGACUUAUGACUGUUAUUCUCAGUUCUGACCGUUCCAGGAUCCCCAUCCAAAUUCAGAUGCUUGGCAACUGACUCGUAUUUAUGACGGUUGCAGUGUUCCAGGGUCCCGUGAAUUCCUUUUUACGACCUUCUGGUUCUUAAAAUAAAUUGUAACCCUUCCAGCCAUGUGAAAAGUCAUUUUUUUUUUUUUUUGGCAACCUGGCAUCCUCAGAUGUGUGCGAUGACAAAUUCCCCAAUUCCCAGAGUGGCCAUUGUGGAUUAUGGGACCUCAUGCCCAAGAUGCAUGGGAAAAGGUGGCUUAACCACGCUUUAAUUUUAAUCUUUCAUGAAGGAUUAAUUGUUAAUUAACGUUUUAACGUUCUCUCUAGGCAGAGGAGAAGAUGAUGUCCAGGCAGGGAUAAUCUUGACAAUGGCAGUGCUAAGACUUCCUGCUUUCCAAAGUGGCCAGAACAAGAGUGCCUCUGAGCAUACCACGAGUUGACACUCCAAGAAACAAGAAGGAUUUUAUUUUUCAGAAUGGAAAGACAAAGCGAGAACCUGACUGUCCAAAGAUUUCAACCCAGCCCCCAAGAAUACAACCUCAAAAAAAUAAAUAAAAUAAUAACAACAAUAAGAAUAAUAAAAAUAUCAGCAAGACUUUUGCGCCUGCGCAGUCAGGAGCUACUCCUCAGGAACGCGGGAGGGAGACCAGGCCGAUGAAGGACUUCCUUCCUCAAGCCACGCCCCUUUUCUCAGAUUCCCGCCACCGCCGACCAAUCAGGAGGCCUCGUUCGCCGCCGGGCGAAUUUCCCCGCCAAACUCCAAAGCCGGGAGUUGUAAAAAAAAAAAAGCAGAGGGAGAAAAAGCAGGUUUUUCUCUUUUUUUGGCGCGGCUGCCGCGUUACCUGUUCUUCUGCAGCUCCGUUGCCUAGAAAUCUCGGGCUCUUCUCGUGCAAAAAAUAAUAAUUAAAAAUAAAAAUAAAAAUCUCUUUGAAGUUUGCAUUUGCCAAGACUGGAACCCGCCGAUUGCAAGUUUUGCUCUUUUCUUUUGGUUUAAAAAAAAAGAAGAGGCGCCAACCUUUGGAUCUGGGGGAAGAGGAGUAAGAAAGAUCCGUUUGGGCACAAGACAACCGCCACAAUGUGGAUCCAAGUGCGCACCAUGGAUGGGAAAGAGACCCAUCGGGUGGACUCUCUUUCCAAACUUACGAAAGUGGAAGAGCUUCGGCAGAGGAUCCAUGAAGUUUUCAGGGUGGAACCUGACAGACAGAGGCUUUUCUAUCGAGGCAAACAGAUGGAAGAUGGUCACUCCCUCUUUGAUUACAGCGUGAAUUUGAACGACAUCGUCCAGCUGUUAGUGAGACAAAGCCCCACUAACCUGCCCUUGGUGAACAAGGAGAAAGACUCUGAACUUUCGGACACGGACUCUGGCUGCUGUUCAGGCCAAAGCGAAUCGGACAAAAGCUCCAAUAAUGGGGAAGGGGCCGUGGAGAUUGAGGCACCGUGCAGUAGUGCCGUUGGGACUGAUUUGGUGGACCCCGGCUUUGGAUUCUAUAAGAUUAAUGAAUUGGUAGAUGCUCGUGACACGAGCAUGGGAGCCUGGUUCGAAGCGCAAGUGGUGAAAGUGACUCGGAAAGGGAACUCGGCGAGCAAGGCGAGCGAAAGUGACGAAGAGUCCAAUUUGGAAGAAGCCGUUCCCGACGAGGACAUUACCUAUCACGUGAAAUACGAAGACUAUCCGGAGAAUGGUGUCAUCCAGUUGAGUUUGAGAAAUGUCCGCGCUCGCGCCAGGACGAUUUUAAAAUGGGAAGAGAUAGAAAUCGGAGAUGUCGUCAUGUUGAAUUAUAAUCCCGAUGAUCCAAAAGAGAGGGGCUUCUGGUACGACGCAGAGAUCCUCCAGAAACGAGAAACGAGGACUUACAAAGAAUUAUACGCCAAGAUCGUUCUUGGUGAUGGUGGAGAUAUCUUGACUGAUUGCCGAAUUGCUCUGGUGGAUGAGAUUUACAAGAUCGAAGAACCGGGCUGUGCUGUGCCUUUGACUUCUGAAAGUCCCCUAAAAAGGCCAAGUGGACCCGUGUGCAAGCAUUGUAAAGACAACCCGAGCAAAACCUGCCGGAUGUGCGCCUGCCACAUAUGCGGUGGGAAACAAGACCCCGAAAAACAGCUCAUGUGUGAUGAAUGUGACAUGGCUUUCCACAUUUAUUGUCUUGACCCCCCUCUUAGCAGGAUACCUGACGAUGAGGACUGGUAUUGUCCCGAAUGUCGAAAUGAUGUGAAUGAGGUGGUUUUGGCUGGUGAGAAGCUGAAAGAAAGCAAAAAGAAAUCUAAGAUGGCAUCUGCUAACUCAUCCUCUCAGCGGGAUUGGGGCAAGGGCAUGGCGUGCGUGGGACGCACAAGGGAAUGUACCAUUGUGCCAUCAAACCAUUAUGGGCCCAUCCCCGGAGUUCCAGUGGGAACCCUGUGGAAAUUCAGAGUCCAGGUGAGCGAGUCGGGCGUCCACCGGCCCCAUGUCGCAGGGAUUCACGGCCGGAGCACCGAUGGAGCCUAUUCUUUGGUCCUGGCGGGCGGAUACGAAGAUGAUGUAGAUCACGGAAAUUCUUUCACUUACACGGGGAGCGGAGGCCGUGACCUUUCAGGGAACAAGCGGACAGCUGAACAGUCCUGUGAUCAAAAACUUACAAAAAUGAACAGAGCUCUGGCACUGAACUGCAGUGCACCGAUUAACGAUAAAGAGGGUGCGGAAGCCAAGGACUGGCGAGCCGGGAAACCGGUUCGAGUGGUGCGGAACAUGAAGGGAGGCCGAUACAGCAAAUACGCCCCCACAGAUGGAAAUCGUUACGAUGGGAUCUAUAAGGUAGUUAAAUAUUGGCCUGAAACAGGGAAAUCUGGCUUCUUGGUUUGGCGUUACAUGCUCAAGAGAGACGAUGAAGAGCCAGCCCCUUGGACCAGAGAAGGCAAAGAGAGGAUGAAGAAGCUUGGCCUGACUAUGCAGUAUCCCGAAGGGUACCUGGAAGCCGUUGCAAACAAAGAUAAAGAAAAUAGCAAGAAAAUAGAAGAAGAAUCCCCAAUUCAAGGGAAGAGGAAAAGGAAAUCCGGAAACGAUUCGGACCUUUGUGCCUCUCCUGCCACCACCCCAAAGAAAACUAAAGUCGAGCUCUACAAACUCACUCCCCAGCAGAAGGCUCUUAUCAAAGACGAUGAAGCCAACACCAAGUUGUGGAAUGAAGCACUAGAAGCCCUUAAGGAAGGACCGAAAUUCUUGAGCAAACUGGAGGAAACCUUCCUGUGCAUCUGCUGCCAAGAGGUGGUUUUCCGACCAAUCACCACAGUGUGCCAGCACAACGUAUGUAAGGAUUGCCUGGAUCGAUCUUUCCGAGCCAAAGUCUACAGCUGCCCAGCCUGCCGCUACGAUCUGGGCAAAAACUAUACGAUGGAAGUCAACCAACCCCUGCAGGAUCUUCUCAUUCAGCUCUUCCCAGGUUACGGCAACGGACGGUGAUUCUGUAAAGCACUUCUCAUUUCCGGUUUUUUUUUUUUUUUUUUUUUUUUUUGAG